Molecule: messenger RNA, 1500 nt
Organism: Cyphellophora europaea CBS 101466
Lineage: Eukaryota; Fungi; Ascomycota; Eurotiomycetes; Chaetothyriales; Cyphellophoraceae
Product: pyruvate dehydrogenase complex dihydrolipoamide acetyltransferase
Exons: 4
Coding region: 1-1500 (499 amino acids)
Biological process (GO): pyruvate decarboxylation to acetyl-CoA
Cellular component (GO): pyruvate dehydrogenase complex
Molecular function (GO): dihydrolipoyllysine-residue acetyltransferase activity
Source: RefSeq, a predicted model, not a curated record
AUGGCUGCAUCAACACUCACCCUCCGAUGCUCUCCCAGGAUACUUUUGCAGGCUGCUCCGAGCUCUGGCUUGACGAGCGGAGUCGCGCAUAGGAUACAACAUGCCUCCCUCCGACCCCUACCAAUGCUCUCCGCCCUCAGCCGUUACUAUGCCUCGAAAUCCUUCCCUCCCCAUACUGUCAUCAGCAUGCCUGCGCUCUCACCGACAAUGACUGCAGGAAAUAUCGGCGCGUGGCAGAAGGCCCCCGGCGAAACUUUGGCCCCCGGCGACGUGCUCGUUGAGAUUGAAACAGACAAGGCUCAGAUGGACUUUGAGUUCCAAGAAGAUGGUGUACUGGCCAAGAUCCUAAAGGAGACUGGUGAGAAGGAUGUCGCAGUUGGCAACCCUAUUGCGGUCAUGGUCGAAGAAGGCGAAGAUGUCUCCGCUUUCGAAAACUUCACACUUGAAGAUGCUGGCGGUGAGAAAGCUCCGGCCAAAGAAGCACCUAAGCAAGAGGCGUCCGAAGCCAGCGAAGCCCCUUCGUCAGAAUCGGGCAGUGCUCCCUCCAAGAGCGAGCCCUCCACUCCUCCACCGGAAGAAACGAGCAGCAGCAGCGGUCGUUUGGAAUCCGUCCUAGACCGCGAGCCGUCCAUCAGCCCAGCCGCAAGGAGGCUUGCGCUCGAGAAGGGCGUGUCCAUCAGUUCACUCAAGGGCACUGGUCGCGGAGGUGCUGUCACCAAACAGGAUGUUGAGAAAGCCCAGUCAGGUGGUGGAGCUGCGGCACCGGCAGCCGUCGCUGCAGGUGUGCCUACAUACGAGGACAUUCCUGCCAGCUCCAUGCGCAAGACGAUCGCCACACGGUUGAAGGAUUCGAUGAACCAGAACCCCCACUACUUCGUCUCCACUACGCUCUCUGUUACGAAGCUGCUGAAACUGCGGGAGUCGCUCAAUGCUUCUGCAAACGGUGCUUAUAAGCUUUCGGUCAAUGACUUCCUGAUCAAGGCUUGCGCCAUCGCUUGUCUAAAGGUUCCGGCUGUCAACUCAAGUUGGAGAGAAGUCAACGGUCAAACAGUCAUCCGCCAGAGCAAUGUUGUCGAUGUGUCUGUUGCUGUGGCUACUCCUGUGGGCCUUAUGACUCCUAUCGUCAAGAACGCCCACAGCAUCGGCCUCACCUCCAUCUCGAAUCAGGUCAAGGAUUUGGGUAAGCGGGCACGUGACGGCAAGCUCAAGCCGGAGGAGUACCAAGGAGGAACGUUCACUAUCAGCAACAUGGGCAUGAACGCUGCGGUCGAGAGGUUCACUGCCGUCAUCAACCCACCCCAAGCGGCCAUUCUAGCUGUGGGCACCACUCGAAAGGUCGCCAUACCUGUGGAGACAGAAGAUGGAACACUGACCGAGUGGGAUGACCAAAUCAUUGUCACCGCCAGUUUCGACCACAAGGUUAUUGAUGGUGCUGUUGGUGGUGAAUGGAUUCGGGAGCUGAAAAAGGUGAUAGAGAAUCCUUUGGAGUUGAUGCUUUAA